AUGUCGCAAUUCCACAGAGAGCCAGAAUUUGACACGCUCCAGCUUCACGCUGGACAGACCCCUGAUAAAGCGACCAACGCUCGGGCUGUCCCGAUCUAUGCGACGACUAGCUUCACAUUCAACGACACCGAUCACGCUGCUGAUUUGUUUGCGUUGCGUGCAGAAGGAAAUGUCUACAGUCGAAUUGGAAAUCCUACCGUUGACGUUUUCGAAAAACGUAUUGCUGCCCUUGAAGGUGGAAAAGCCGCAGUCGGAACCUCUUCUGGCCACGCUGCUCAGUUCUUGACAAUUGCCGCUAUCGCAAGGCCAGGGCAUAAUAUCGUCGCUUCUUCGUAUCUAUAUGGGGGAAGUUUCAAUCAAUUCAAAGGUAUUCUCCUUGUGCUUGCCUUCGUGAAAAUUCACCAACUUGAUCAAGUUACAUUCCCUACUUUCGGAAUCACGACCAAAUGGGUGUCUUCUGUUGACCCUGCUGAUUUUGAGGCCGCCAUCGAUGAGAACACGCGGGGAAUCUUUGUCGAGAGUAUCGCCAACCCCAAGUACUCGCUCAACAACAUCCCCAAACUAGCUGAGAUCGCCCAUAAACAUGGCAUCCCACUCGUUGUUGACAACACCUUUGGCAUGGCUGGUUACUUAAUCAAGCCCAUCUCACAUGGCGCCGAUAUCGUCGUGCAUAGCGCGACCAAGUGGAUUGGCGGCCAUGGAAACAGCAUCGGUGGUGUUAUCGUCGACGGUGGCAAUUUCGACUGGGCAGCAUCAGGCAAAUUUCCUCAUUUCACAGAGCCCGCUGAGGGGUAUCACGGACUUAAAUUCACGGAAACUUUUGGCACCCUGGCGUUCGCCGUCAAGGUUCGAGUCGAGCUUUUGCGUGAUGUGGGCGCUUGUUUAAAUCCCUUCCCCGCAUUCCUCUUCCUUCAAGGUCUUGAAACGCUGAGUCUUCGUGGCCAGCGUCAUUCUGACAACGCGCUUGCCCUUGCUCAACACCUCGAGAAGCAUCCCAACGUCUCAUGGGUCUCCUAUCUUGGGCUUCCCUCUCAUGCCUCCCACAAUCUCACGACGACACUGCUCCGUAAGAAUGUGUACGGAGGCAUGCUAAAUUUUGGCGUCAAGGGUACAGAAGCGCAGGCGAAGAGUGUGAUUAACAACCUCAAGCUUGCGAGCCACUUAGUCAAUGUCGGCGAUGCCAAGACGCUGGUCGUCCAUCCGGCGUCCACCACGCACUCGCAACUGACGGAGGAAGAGCAAGACAAAGCCGGCGUCAGCAAGGACUUGAUUCGGGUCUCGGUUGGUAUCGAAGACAUCGAGGAUAUCAAGGCAGACUUCGACGCUGCACUGCAGAUUGUAUUUGGUUGA
Messenger RNA from Mycena indigotica, 1350 nucleotides. RefSeq lists its product as uncharacterized. The coding region runs from base 1 to 1350 and encodes 449 amino acids. NCBI's taxonomy places the organism in Eukaryota, Fungi, Basidiomycota, Agaricomycetes, Agaricales, Mycenaceae. Gene Ontology annotation, biological process: transsulfuration. Gene Ontology annotation, molecular function: pyridoxal phosphate binding; transferase activity, transferring alkyl or aryl (other than methyl) groups. The record is from RefSeq and is a predicted model, not a curated record. The transcript is spliced from 10 exons.